Messenger RNA from Topomyia yanbarensis, 3254 nucleotides. RefSeq names its product flotillin-1 (gene Flo1). Gene Ontology annotation, biological process: protein localization to plasma membrane; protein kinase C signaling; positive regulation of cell junction assembly. Lineage: Eukaryota; Metazoa; Arthropoda; Insecta; Diptera; Culicidae. The record is from RefSeq and is a predicted model, not a curated record. Gene Ontology annotation, cellular component: plasma membrane. The coding region runs from base 125 to 1426 and encodes 433 amino acids. The transcript is spliced from 8 exons.
CGACAGAGAAGGACGUGCGCCGCUAGUUAUCGGAAUUUUUUCUUCCUUCCAGUGAAAAAGUUUUGCGCAAAAAGGUAUUUGCCGCUCGUGUUCUAGUGCCAAACUGUCCAAAAAACGAUUAAAAAUGGUGUGGGGCUUUGUGACGUGCGGUCCGAACGAAGCGCUGGUGGUUUCAGGAUGUUGCCAUAUGAAACCGCUGCUGGUCCCCGGUGGUCGAGCAUUUGUGUGGCCUUCGGUCCAGCGGGUUCAACGCAUUUCCCUGAACACCAUGACGCUGCAGGUGGAAAGUCCUACCGUGUACACCAGCCAGGGAGUACCAAUCUCGGUAACCGGUAUCGCGCAGGUUAAAAUCCAGGGACAGAAUGAGGAUAUGCUGCUGACGGCUUGCGAACAGUUUCUGGGUAAAAGUGAAGCGGAAAUACAACAUAUUGCGCUGGUCACCCUGGAAGGUCAUCAGCGAGCCAUUAUGGGUUCGAUGACCGUCGAGGAGAUCUACAAGGACCGGAAGAAGUUUUCCAAGCAGGUGUUCGAAGUCGCUUCGUCCGAUCUGGUCAACAUGGGUAUCACGGUCGUGUCGUACACGCUAAAGGACAUCCGCGACGAGGAGGGCUACCUCAAAAGUCUCGGUAUGGCACGUACUGCCGAGGUGAAGCGCGACGCCCGCAUCGGCGAGGCGGAAGCGCGCUGCGAUGCCACCAUCAAGGAAGCGAUCGCCGAGGAACAGCGGAUGGCUUCCCGCUUUCUGAACGAUACCGAAAUCGCUAAGGCCCAGCGUGACUUUGAGCUGAAGAAGGCCGUCUACGAUGUGGAGGUUCAAACGAAGAAAGCCGAAGCGGAAAUGGCCUACGAACUGCAGGCCGCCAAAACCAAGCAGCGCAUCAAGGAGGAACAGAUGCAGAUUAAGGUCAUCGAACGCACGCAGGAGAUUGCCGUGCAGGAGCAGGAAAUGGCUAGACGCGAGCGGGAGCUGGAAGCUACCAUCAGAAGACCAGCCGAGGCGGAGAAGUUCAAGCUGGAAAAGUUGGCGGAAGCCAAUCGGAACAGAGUGGUGCUGGAAGCGGAGGCAGAAGCUGAAGCGAUUAAAAUCCGCGGAGAAGCGGAAGCCUUUGCCAUUGCUGCCAAGUCCAAAGCCGAAGCCGAACAGAUGGCCAAGAAGGCAGAAGCAUGGCGCGAAUAUCGUGAAGCAGCUAUGGUAGAUAUGCUGUUGGAAACUUUGCCAAAGGUUGCAGCAGAGGUAGCAGCUCCAUUGUCCCAGGCCAAGAAGAUUACGAUGGUUUCGAGCGGAACGGGUGAAGUUGGUGCGGCAAAGCUAACUGGCGAAGUGUUGCAGAUCGUCAACAAGAUACCGGAGCUGGUCAAGUCGAUUACUGGCGUGGACAUUUCGCGGGUCAUCUACGACUCUCCUUCGGAUGAUUUUCUAGAAUGACAUCCUGAAGUGAUUGUUUAGUAUUUUAACGAAACUCUUUCCAAAUAACAUAUUAUUUUGCCAACGACUGUCCAUUCCCGUGUAGUAGUUCUGAGCUAGCUUUACCUGUUAUAAUGGGACCAUUUGACGAAACUGCCGUAUGCCGGAAUAAAUUUGCCAAUAGCCCACCAGACAUAGGUUACACAAGUUACACUUUCGCUCUCCCACUUGACACAACACACUUCGGAAUAUAAUUUCGGUACACGCUGGUUAGAACCCCAGACAGGCUGGCGAUCUGCUGCUAGUUUUGUGAGCCAAGAACAUUUCCGACCAACAACCGGCUACCGCGCACAGACGAGCAGUAAUCGUACCAGCCGAUGCAGUAAGUUGCACACUGAACGGACCUGUCUACACCACACUGACUUCCCUCAGUAAAUAGGAUGUUUCGAUUCUGUUGUGCUCGGUUUGAUAUUUUAUUGUUGCGUUGGUAAGUUCACUAUUUUGUUGAUUCCUUAUGUUGUUCUACCUUUAUCAGGAUAUUAUUAUAUUUUAUAUUGGUUGUAUUAUUAUUAUGUUCUCGUGUCAAAUGUGGGUUUUAAACAUUGUAACUUUCAGGAUUUGAUAUUAAGUUUCUCGCUUCACGAAGGAGUUACGUUCAAUUAAUUUAGUUAAGCUAUGUAUGAAGUUCUUUUAAAGCGGGUCAGCUUCACAACUACAUUAAAUAUAUAUUGUUCUAUUAGAAAAACUUUAACCGUGUGACUUCACUGCCACUGCGUACAAUAUUUCGAACAAAUAACGAAUUCAUAAACUUCGAUCAACAAAAGCACAAAAUCUUUUCACUUUCUUCCUAUAUGCUUUUGCACUCGACCAAAGCUGACCCGAUUAUUUCUGUAAACUGCCUUUAGGAUCCGUAGGGAAGUCGUGGUUCGAACCAAUCACACCCAGUGCAUAAAUUUAAAAAAAAAAAAGAAACAGCAACAGACCAUUCUCAUAUGCAAUAAAUAAUAAGCCUUUCUGGGCGUGAAAAGUGUGUCCACAGUCCAUCCACUAGUUUGACAUUUACUCUAACGAUUUCUUUCUACCACAUCUAGUCUAAGGCUAGUCUAUUAUAUAGUAAGAAAAUAUAUUGAGAUAUUAAAUUGGGUUCCGGAGAGCGUAACAAAUCAAAUGAUUGCUAGUAGCUUCGAUUGUUGUAUGAGUCAUUGACUCAAACCACAGUCGCAGUUUAUAGCAAUCGAAGAUGUAUUUUUAAGGUGCAAACCUAUUGUUCAAAAAACCUCGGCAGCUCCUUCUAAAUAAUGCAUUUAACAGAUAUUUUUCGUCAAAAAGAAAGCUUAAAUCUGAACGUCGUAGUAUGGAAUUAGAAUGAUAAAAUCUCAAACAACAAAACAAAGCCAUUUUAGUAGGUGUAGUCGGUGAAAAACCUCCCCAUUCCCGUGAUGAUGUUGUGGUCAAAAGUAUGUAGGCAUCUGCCAUUGUCAAAAGGAAGCUCGUGCAUUGAUAUUUUAUAACCUGAUUGAGAGUUAAAACAAUUAGCGGCACUCAUGUAACAAACAAAAUAAAAAUCUAACGUACUAUUUAUCGAAACGCAAAACGAAAGAUACUAUAUUUUGUAAUGGCAUUUCUCGAUUUAAUGUGGGAGUCCAAAAAAAAAGAGCAAAACAAAAACAGAAGUAUAAACAUAGUAAAGGAAACAUUUAGCAAUUACCUACUCUAUUUUCCCGCAUGUAGUGAACAGGCGUUUCGUUGUAGCAUGUAAGCAGUUUAGAGGGGAUCGUAUAUAAUCUUUGUGUUUUCAUCACCAUUACGAACGAAGCGUGCAAAAAUACAAGCAACAUGUAAUUCUCGA